[Candida] anglica is the source of this 1599-nucleotide messenger RNA. The record is from the annotation of a GenBank genome assembly. Lineage: Eukaryota; Fungi; Ascomycota; Pichiomycetes; Serinales; Debaryomycetaceae.
AUGGUUGAAGUUUCGUUGACUGUAGGUAAGUUGGAUGCCUCUCUUGCAUUGUUGCUUACGAAGGAUCAUCAUCUUAUAGAGUUCCCUACUAUUCUUUUACCAACUGGAGUUAAAGCUGGUUCAAUUAUCAAAAUUAAAUGUGAUCAAGAUUUAGAAACUGAAGCUAAGGAAGCUAAACAAUUCCAAGAGAUACAAGAUGAAAUUCUUUCAUCUUUUGGAAAGAAUCUCCCACAACCACCGGUGCUUAAAUUGAAGAAUGUUACUCAAACACUGUGUGUAUUAGAGUGGGAUUCAUUAGAAUUAGGAACUGCAAGUUUAAAGAAUUUACUUCUUUUUAAAGAUGGUAAGAAAUUAGGAGCUAUUCCUCAACCACUUACAAAUAGAACCACCAAGUUAUCUGGUUUACCUAUUGAUAAAACAUUCCAAUUUCAAUUGAGAUUUGAUACCACUGCUGGGGUAUAUCCAUCAGAAGUAGUUGAAGUGACUACACAUAAGAUGACAGACUUAUCAGGGAUCACAGUUUGUCUUGGGGAUUUUGCUGCCAAUGAGAGUUUUGGAGUAGAAGAUAUUGAACUGACUUUGAAGAAUAUGGGAGCCAAUCACCCAGCACAACAUAAGAUUAAGGUUGAUACUACUCAUUUCUUGUGUACUCGUGAAAACAAGCAAAAUCCAGAAUAUUUAAAGGCCAGUGAAAUGAAUAUCCCAAUUGUUAGACCAGAAUGGUUGAAGGCUUGUGAAAGGGAAAGAAGAAUUGUUGGAGUAAGAGAUUUCUAUGUGAAAGAUUGUGUUUUACCUGAUUUAUUUGCAAAGAAUUAUUGGGGUAAGGUUAAUGGUGUAGAGAAGGAAUCACUCCCACAACUUCCAGUCGAAACUUCCAAUGAAAAUGUUGAGAAUAAUCAUCCUGAAAUUCCUGAAAUUGUAGAGACUGCACCAGAGGAAGAAAAAGAGAAGGAAGAGGCAAAAGUAGAUCCAAAGGAAGAAUUGACUGAAGAUCCAAAGGAAGUUCCAAAGGAAGAAUUGAAUGAAGAUCCAGAGGAAGCUCCGAAGGAAGAAUUGAAUGAAGAUCCAGAGGAAGCUCCAAAGGAUGAUCCAAAGGAAGAGCCAAAGGAAGAGCCAAAGGAAGAGCCAAAGGAAGAUGUAGAAGUUGCUGAUGUUCAGGAAGAAUUAGAAGCUGUGUCUUUGGAAGGUGAUAUUACUGAACAACACAAUGGAGAUAUUGGUAUUGCUGAUGAUAUUCCAACGGAAGAAACCAUUGAAGUAUCUGAGCCUAUUCAAGAUAUUGUUGAACCUGAAGAGCAAGACGUAACAAAGGAUUUAGCUGAAACUGCAGAAUCACCUACUGAUGAGCCAGUGCUUGAAACUUCCGUUGAGGAACCAGAAAGUUUGAAAGAAGUAAAAAUAGACGAAGUUUCUAAACCACUUGAGUCUGAAAAUGGAGAAGCUGGUGAAGAUGAGGAAGAAGUAGAGGAGGAGGAGGAAGUAGAGGAGGAGGAAGAAGCUUCAACAACCAUUCCUGAUGAUAAAAAGGAAAUAAAUUCAACUCAAGGUGAAAUCAAGAAAAAUAAGAAGAAUAAUAAGAAGAAGAAGGGAAAGAAAUAA